Rasamsonia emersonii CBS 393.64 is the source of this 639-nucleotide messenger RNA. RefSeq lists its product as uncharacterized. The record is from RefSeq and is a predicted model, not a curated record. The transcript has a single exon. The annotation marks the transcript as partial. Lineage: Eukaryota; Fungi; Ascomycota; Eurotiomycetes; Eurotiales; Trichocomaceae.
CGACUUACACAUCGGAACAAUCAUCCUGCUCCAGUUAGCAACGUUCCCAAGACAUCACGUUCCAAAAAAAAACAUCACUGCAGCACUUACGAGAGAGAGCCCACGCCCAUGCCGGUGAUGAACCGACCCGCAAGGAUGGACUUGGGUCCGGAGGCGCUGACAGCGGUGCACUGGAUGACGACACCCAGGAUGAAGAUGGCCGUGCUGACCAGGAUGGAGUACUUGCGGCUGAGCACCUCGGCGAGGAAACCCGAGUACAGUGUUCCGAACCAGGCACCCAGUUCAAGGAUCGCAGUGAGCCAACCCUUCUUGGUCGAGUCGGCGACGUAUUCGCCCAUGUGCUUUCCGAAGGAGGUCAUGGUCAAGAUGCCUGCACCGGUCAGCCCGUCGAUUCUCUACCAUCCCAUUACGCGAAUGCCACUCACCGCUAAAAACACCCUGGUUGUAACCGUAGAGCAAACCGCCCAAGCACGCAAACGUCGCGAUACCGACGACGCGCAGGUUCUGGAAAAACGCCAGCGGCCCCGUCGACCGGGCGAGCGCCAGCCGGCGCUUCAGGGCCGCAUCUUCGGUCUGCGAGUACACAGGAGCCAUGGCCGCAGGCAAGCUGUCGCUGUCGGAGAGCCAGGGAGCAGUUGA